Molecule: messenger RNA, 1572 nt
Organism: Durusdinium trenchii
Lineage: Eukaryota; Dinophyceae; Suessiales; Symbiodiniaceae
Source: the annotation of a GenBank genome assembly
AUGCACAAGUCGACUGCACUGACUUUGGUCGAUUAUCCUGACCGGUUGGGUCUCUCGUGUCCCCGUGUCCCUCCGUGGACCCGGCUUCAGUUCGGUGGCGUCGAACUGCGCAACAAACGCGCCGAGGUGCUCUUCUGUUCCAUCCACCGCUACGACCGUGGGAAGUAUUACCCUGGAGGUGAAUUGGGAAACUACACCAGUCACGGCACAGGCGCAGGUGAAGGCUACUGCGUGAACGUCCCCUGGGAGGUGGCCUCCAAUGCGAAGAACCCUCCCGGAGAUGCGGAACUGCUGUAUGCCUUUGAUCGGCUCUUCAUGCCGAUUGCCAAGGCCUUCACGCCGGACCUGGUCCUCGUGAGCGCCGGCUUCGAUGCGGCACCAGGUGACCCGCUAGGUGGCUGCCGGGUCUCGCCCAAGGGCUUCUACGAGAUCACCCAGAAGCUUAUGGGUUUGGCGGGUGGCAAAGUCGUCCUCGCGCAGGAAGGUGGAUACAACGUCGACAGCAACAGUGAGUCGAUGGCCGCGUGCACUCGAGCACUUCUGGGAGAUGCAGCACCUGACAGCAAUCAGAUGCCAGGCUUCAACGUCGUGGACGAGCGCGACGCAGCGCUGCGCCCGGCGGCGGUCUGCCACGUCUCAACGGUGGAGAACAUUGGAUACAGCUUGCUCAACGUCUCAGCACAGCGACAUCGCCAGUUCCUUCGGGACUUGAGCUCCACAGGCCCAACGGAGCACGGUAUGGUGGGCCUACUGGCCGCCUUCGUGCAACCGCAAGAGGCUCUCUUCCAGGUCAUGGAGCUCCUGGAGGGCCCGGACCUCUUCGACUUUUUGGCACCGAAGACCGAGAAACUCCCGGAGAGUGCGGUCGUCGGUCUGGUGCGGCAGAUGCUGGAGGCCGUGCACUACAUGCAUCGAACCUUAGGUGCACUACAUCGAGAUAUCAAGCCGGAGAACUUUGGCUUCAUCAAGCCCCCGGUCAAGGAGCAGAGCUUCCCGCCACUGAAGCUGUUCGAUGUGGGCCUGGCCUGGGUCCUGGAGGCCCCAGUGACCGAAGAGACAGCCAAAGAUAUCUUGCACAUCAAACGUUGUGGCACCGCAUGCUACAUGGCACCGGAAGUCUGGGAUGGCAAUACUGGUCCUCCCUCAGAUGUCUGGAGUCUGGGAAUCGUGUCUUACAUCGUCACCAGCUUGGAGGUGCCCUUUAAGUUGAUGGAGACCAAGGCUCCGAAAUCCGCCGUUCGCAACAACGACCUGUCCUUCGAAUCCAACGCUUGGACGAACACGUCUGAACAAGCAAAGGAGUUCUUAAAGGGGAUGUUGCAGAAAGAAUACCGCAGCCGCCUUACGACCAGUGAAGCACUGGCCCAUGAGUGGCUGCGAAGGACAGAGGCUGGGCUACCCACCAUCUCCGAAGGCUCCUCGGGCUCCGAGGGAGCCGAGCUGACGCCGAAGUGCGUCCCGUUGAUCACCGCCUUGCCCCCGAAGAGCAGGCGCAGCGAGGCGGGGAUUUUCGAGUCCAUGACGGCCAUGCCGGAGAAAUUCUUCGCUGAUCAGUCGACAGCAGAGCGCUGA